CAGUUACGCGGUGGCCGGCUUUUCGAACGGACGACUAGCACGACUGCCUGUCCAAGACGCCUAGACUCGAUCCCGCCUCGGGAGGCUGUCUCUCCCUCUGCGUUCAUUUCCCCUCUGCCUCUCGGUCCAGCACCGAGAUCCGAGCACCAGCAGGUUCUGCCCGCUCACUGGGGAGCAGCCGCGUUUCGGAACCGCGACCCGUAGUCAGUGUUCGUGCCGCGGAAUCGGUUCACUUCAAGGAACCAGAUAAAAGUCGCUCGGUUCUACACUGGCGAACACGUGGCUCAGGGCAUUCGGAGGGUGACGUGAUCAGUGCAGUGGGUGUUUAAGUGACCAGCCCCUGCAUGCGCUACCCCAGCAACGGUCAGCUACGGCUUCUGCGACCCACGGUAUCACCAUCGGCAAGUGGGAAGUUUCUCGGGACCGAUGUUCACCGGCCGUCGCUUCCAGGUUCGUCACAAUGAGAUUGGUCACUGACAUAUCACUUUAAAAUACCACUGCACAAGUCGAAAAGCGAACAAGCAUUAUGAUACUUACCUGAUGGUCGUUAGUAAGACGCCCUCUGGGACAUCCUGGCUCUGCACAAACCUGUGGAUCAUCUUCGAAAAUCAUUCCAACGUUAUAUUAACACUGACAUGUAGUAUGCUGAUUACCUGCACACCUUGACUUGCAAGUAUAGUCGUUUCAUGGAUCUCGUGUCGUCUAAUUAACCCCUGGAUCAGGACUACUGAUGGGAUGCUUUUUCCCGCUCGUAACAGAGUCAUUCCCUUCUCACGUUCGUUCGCUUCACGACCUGAUGAUUAUCCAACUGACUUCACGGAUGAGGAUUAGGUGUCUCAGCUGAUUUAUACAUCAGUGGCAAUAAUGCCCGUCAUCUGUACUGCAAGGGAGGGUCUGCGUUGAGGAGAUAUUGAAGUGGGUUAAUUAAUGUACAGUGUGUUGUACAAAUGUAAGUAAAGAGAGAGAAGGAGAGAAAGCGAGAGAGAGAGAGAGAGAGAGAGAGAGAAAGAGAGAGAGCGAGAAGGAGAGUUCUUCCGUCAUAACAAACCGUCGAAGGAGCAAAGGACUUUCUCGAGUCCCCCGGCCCCGGCGGUUGUGUCCGGCUGCUUGGGGAUGGUGACAGUGGAAAGCCGAUGAGAGGUGAACUAGCAGGCUCUUCAGUUGAUGAGAAAAAACCACAGAGGGGUUAGUUGUGCGAUGCGUACUGUCGAGAGUGCUGGGACUACGGAGACUACGACGCCUUGCACCGGGUCAGCCCAGGACCUCCACAUCUGCAGCUUGUACCUGUCGUCCCAAUCCUCCUCGGUGACAGUCCGCAGGAAUUUCGACACCGGAGAACCUCCCUCGGCAUCCUCGGCCUCGGCUGACUCCAACAACAACGACAAUCAUCACCGGAAUCUAGAGUCCUUCGAGCCCCACCUCGGUCAGCGUCUCGAGUCCAGAACGAAGUGGCAGCUGCAGCAUUCCCCGAUCGGCGAAAGUGAGAACAGUAACAGCAACAGUAACAGCAGCCUGCAGCAUCCGAGGUGUUUGUCUUCUUCAGCUGGUGGAAUAGGUCGAAUCGAGGCAGUUGAGCAAUCGACGCCGGAAACAACGCCACAGUCUCAGGUUCAGCAGCAAGCUACUGCGAUUCUUCAGCAGUGUAACGCCGGGCAAAUUUCCGCCCCCGUAUCCACGAACGUUAUACCAGUUAAUUCGGUAGCGCCUUCGGCAGCCAUAACCGCCUCAAACGCGGUUCCUGCAGUGAACCGACUAGUGCAAUCACAUCCUGGUGCAGGUGUCAACAACGCUGCGGCAACCACCACAGCAUUUACCGUCGCUUCAAGUAUGCUCCUGCUGCAGACACAGAGCCCCUUCGGAUGUAGCAGUUUCGCGGAUCUCCUAACGGCGCCAUACGCGGACCCAAUAGAGGGCGGUAAUUUGUCAGAAGAUCUUGACCCGUUCCCGGAACUAAGUUUGGGCAGCCAGACGCACCAGGGAACGGUCUCGACGGAGUCACACAGCGCGAAUUCGCACCCCCAGCUGAUACCGGGCGACGUGCAGGCGGACUCGCUGAGUCCAACCCCGCUUCCCAGCUUCCAGGAGACCUACACCGUCCAGCGAUACACGAGGCAGGAGCUCCAGGGCCUGGGGAUCAAGAUGGACGAGGAUUGCUACAGCAGUCAGGUCUACCCCACCGGCCCAUACCCCGAGUACCAGGCCGCCGUCACCUACAGCCACCAUCACCACCAUCAGGCCUACUACCAACCAGAACCGCCUCCAACUCCGACCCCCGUUCCCCAGGAGUCUCAGUACUCACCCAUGCCCAUGGUGUACAGUUCGCCUGCCACAACCCCCGUGCCUCCGCCUUCGACCGUUCCUAUCGACCUUCACACUGCGGCCACUGUCACACCCAGGCAAGGACGAGCGGCACUUCCUCUACAGCGGUCAGAGUCCACUAGCAGUAACGAGUCACCAAAGCCACGAGGGGGUUCGGGAUCCGUGGGAUCAGCCUCACCGGGUACAGGUGAACGGGCCCCACCGAGUCCAAGUCAGCUGUGCGCAGUCUGUGGCGACACGGCAGCCUGUCAACACUACGGGGUGCGAACAUGCGAGGGGUGCAAGGGUUUCUUCAAGCGGACGGUGCAGAAGGGUUCGAAGUACGUGUGCCUGGCUGAGAAGGCCUGUCCGGUGGAUAAGCGCCGGCGGAAUCGGUGCCAGUUUUGCAGAUUCCAAAAGUGCCUGAUGGUUGGGAUGGUUAAGGAGGUCGUCAGGACAGACGACCUCAAGGGCCGGCGCGGUCGGCUUCCCUCGAAACCUAAGUCGCCCCAGGAAUCGCCCCCUAGUCCGCCCGUCUCCAUGAUCACAGCCCUGGUCAGGGCACACCUCGACACAACCCCGGAUCUUUCCAACCUAGACUACUCCCAGUACCGCGAGCCGGGACCGGCUGAACUUCCGGUUACAGAAGCUGAGAAAAUUCAACAGUUCUAUGGACUACUUACCACCUCUGUUGACGUCAUACGUAAUUUUGCUGACAAAAUACCAGGAUUCACGGAACUCGCCAGGGAAGAUCAGGAGUUGCUGUUCCAGUCAGCAAGCCUGGAGCUUUUCGUUCUGCGGCUUGCCUACAGGACGAAAUCGGACGCGACCCAGCUGACCUUUUGCAAUGGCGUUGUUUUGGCCAGAGCCCAGUGCCAGAGGAGCUUCGGCGACUGGCUCCACGGUAUUCUCGACUUCUGCCAAGGUCUCCACAGUCUCGACGUCGAUAUCAGCGCAUUUUCUUGCCUCUGCGCUCUGACGCUCGUCACCGAGAGACACGGUCUGAAAGAGCCGCACAAGGUGGAACAGUUGCAGAUGAAAAUAAUAGCCUCGCUAAGGGAUCACGUUACGUAUAACGCAGAGGCCCAGCGUAAGGCCCAUUACUUUUCGCGUCUUUUAGGAAAAUUGCCGGAGCUUAGAAGCCUCUCGGUGCAGGGCUUGCAGAGGAUUUUUUACCUAAAACUUGAGGAUCUUGUUCCUGCCCCGCCACUCAUAGAGACAAUGUUCGUCGCGAGUUUACCCUUUUAAUUAUUUAAUAAUAAUUACGUAUUACGUAAGAUAACAAGUUAUGCAUACAUGUAAUGUGUGUUGUAUUAUAUGUAUAUUGCAUACAUACACUGCACAAUAUUUAUGUCGAUAUAUCUAUGUGCAUGUAUGUAUAUAUAUAUAUUUUUUUUGUGUGCAUAUGUAUAUCUUUAUCUGUUUCACGUGUAUCGCAGUUCAUGUUGUACGUUAAAAUCGAAAUGAUGAUAUUUGUUCAAUCUAUUUUUGGUCUUCCUCUUCAAGAAUCGUGUAUGUACGGUAUAACACAUAUCUUUUUUGCAUCUUUACUAUCAUACUUGAGUUAUUUAAUACAGAAGAUAUACGGCGUGAUUUGUUUUUUAUUUCACUGCACUUGUACAUAGAAAAAACGACUGUAAAUAACUCAAGUUUUAUGUAAAGCAUCAACUGAUGAGAAAUAUUUGUCCAGAUUUCUUGUUCUUCGAAAUAUCCGUAACGUGCAGUAACAUAAAACCAGAAAAGCAGGAUAUUAAAAAUUAUAAAACGAAACAUUUUUUUCACAGGUCUGCUCAUAUUUAAUCGUUGCAUCUUUCUUUUUUUAUUUUCACUCGAUGAAUUGAGCCAUUGUUCAUUUGCACGCUUGCAAAAUGAUUGUUGUUUUAUCUUGGUGUUUUUUUUUUUUGGUCUAUCAGUUCGAUGAACUGAAAACAAAGGCCCAGGUGGUAGAAAAAAAUGCAGUAUCGUGUACGUUCAAUGCAAUGUAAAAAAAUUCUUUCUAUUUCCUUUUGUCCGUAACGCGGAUCAUGCGUCUAAUUGCAAUAUUGACGGAAUCAAAAACGUUGCGUGAGUAAAUAUAAUAUUGGUAUUCAUUGAACCGUGUAAUCAAGCGGCGUGUCUCAAUUACGGAAGCACUGUUAACGCUGUUGCGAUUACGUGUAAGACAUCCGUGUUUUUUUUUAUUUCUAUCAAUUCUCUUCGGUGUGUAUGUAAUGUACAUCGAUGCGCGUAAUGUAAAAGUAAAUGCCGAUGAAUCGGUAAGAUUAAAGGGAAGUAAUACAUGGAACAAACUAAUAAAAAGAAAAAAACUUUUCUUUUAUGCGAUUUUCUAAAAUUCUUAUACUACGCGAUCGCGCAUCGUCAUAAACUUACCGGCUACAUGUUUCUAUGUGCUAAAUAUUACGUCAUUUAGAAAGUACAUAUAUAUAUAUAUAUAUAUAUAUAUAUAUGUAUGUAUAUAUAUAACCAAUUUAUUAUCUGGUUACAUCUAUAAUUUUUCGCCGCGGGCGUGGAAUCCGCUCAUCGUCAUGUAAGAUUGUUCACUACGCGCAAGGAGCUGAUAAAAAAAGAAAAAGAAAAAAAUAAGAAGAGAAACCGAAAACGAAAUUUUAUAAUUCAAUCUUAAACAUCAUUUAUUUACUUUGGUUCCUUAUUUUUCUGAUCAUGCAGUCACAGCUUGUCUGAAAAGAAGUCUUGGGCGAAAAUUCCUUUUUGCAAUACCAAUCCACGAUAUACAUUUCAGCGAUAAUAAAAUCACGACCGCAAUAACGAUUAUAAUAAUUAAAAUAUAAUAACAACAAUAUGUAUAACGUAACCAUGUAUACGCGAUGUAGUAAUAAAACGAUAACAAAUGACCAGACGGUAGUAAUAAUAACAACAAUAAUAACGAAGAAAUUUGAAAAAUGAAACUAUUUUCAAAAUAAUUAAACACAAUAUCACUGUAGUAAUACUCUACACAUGUUAACGAUCAUGGAAUAUUGAUAAUAUAUUGUCACGAUUCAUUACGAUCACUUGCCUGUUGCUGUUGACAGAUCGGCAUAUUAAUAUCAUCAUCAUUAGUUUAUCAAUUAAUUAAUAUUCAUGUGAUCACAAACUUACAAAGACAUAUCAAUUUUCACGAUUUAUAUUAUGCAUUGAUAUCUAAGUAGAAGAAUGUGUUAUUGAAGAGAAAAAAAAAAUUAAUAUAUAAUAAUGCAAAUAUUGAUUAUACAUACUAUAUAAUAUAUUUGUAUAGCAUGUAUAAUCAAUAAUUGUAUAAUAAUGCACGUUGAUGUGUAAGAUUUUGUACCUAUUAUAUAUAUAUAUAUAUAAAGUAAUAUAUUUUGAAGAAGUGUAUAUAUAUAUAUAUUAUAUAUAUAUAUAUACGUAAGUAAAAAGUAAAGGAAGACAUAAUAGUGAGAGGUAGCCGUAUAUAUAUAUAUAUAUACACAUAUAAUAAAUCACACGAUGUGUACAAUUAUAUAACGAUUAAACGCGUGUAUACCUAUACCUAUAUCUACCUACCCAGGCAACUGGCGUUUCGGCGUUACAGACGUAUUAAAAAACUUUACGAGUAGUCUUGAAGACGACGGUGGUGAAUUCGAAAACGUGAAGACACUAAAAAAAAAAAAAAAAAAUCGUUACUAGAAGAAUAAAAAAUUCCGCAUGGAGUAAUUUUGAAAGUGUACGAAAGACGAUUCAUGAAAUUUUAUCCGCUCGCGUAAUCAAGACGUCCGAUAAAUAGAUGUCUUUAUAACGCCCUCGCAUUGUUUGGGUAUAAUUUAUAUCUACUUAUCCUAAACGCAUACAGCUACGUGUGUGUACAUUGUACGUAUUAUAAAAUAUCGAAUGCACAAUAUAUUCGUAUAACAUGAUACGCAUUAUUUACCGAAAUAUAUGUAUAUUAAAAUAUUAUAACCUGUAUACCACGUACGUGUGGUAAUUAAGCAGCUUCGUUAGUCAUAAUAAUAUUUGGAAGUUGGAGAGUGACGGGGGACUCUCCAACUCCCAGAUAUUACUAAUGAUUCACCAUUUCUAUUAAAUUUCAGACAGCAUAAGCAGCUUCGUUUUACCUACAUCCUAAUACAAUAUAGUAAUACAUGUACACCGUACAUUUAUAAUUAUGCGCAAUGACUUUCGUUACUACUUGGAUAUUAAAUGUAUGUUUAAACAGAAAUACGUAUAUCUGUGUAUAUGUUUAUAGGUAUAUGUACCAACUCUUAUUUACGCGUAGGAAUCAAAUUUACAAUUUUCCUCUGUUUCUCUCUAUUCUCUGUUUUCUCGCUAUUAUACAUGUACCUACAUUAUAUAUAAUAUUGUAUAUCUACGUAUAGGAUAUAAAAUAAAUUUAUAUGCGUAGCUGUGUUACCUUGAAUAUCAAAUACCUAUAUUAUAUAUAUAAUAUAUAUAAUACAUACAUACAUAUAUGUAUAUAUAUAUAUCGUAUAACGUUAUGUGAUUUUUUCAAGUUAUAAGUAAUAAAUGAUUGUACACUUAUAAUAUAUGUAAAAUACGUAUAGCGGCCUUGUUUUAAUACCAUAUAAACACAAGGAUACACUGUGUAUAAGAUGUAUCUGAGGUUUUUCAAGUGAACAAAAUAAGUAGUCAUGAUAGCUUAUGAUGUGUAUAAAAAUUCCCAACUUCCGGAAACUUUGGCGAAUGAUAAUAUAUAAAGAGAAGUAAUCGAAUGAAGGAGACAAAAAAAUUUAAGACAAGCCCGACUAGCGAUAAUUAUAGUUAUCUGUUAAUUUACUAUGUGUUAAAAUGUAUACACCGUGUAUAUGUGUGUAUAUAUUAGGGUGGUCUUUGAGAAGUUUAUUUUUCAAUUUCAACCGGGUCGCCCCACAAAUCGGCACCACAUAAUUAAGAAAUAAUUUCUUAAUUUUUUCAGAUUCUUAUCUCAACUUUAACUCGUGCCCCCAAGAGGGUGGAUUUCCCCAUUCAACCAUUUCAGGGGCACAUGAAAUCGACCGAACGGACUUAGAUGAAGUUUGGUAUACGGGGAUAUUUUGGGUCGCUGAUUACGAAUCUGAACUUAAAAUUUGACAAUUCAAAGCGGCAGAUCCAAUAUGGUGGACCAAACCCCAAAAGUCACUUGAUAUUACCAUAUUAGGUCCACCAUUUUGAAUUUCGUAAUAUCAAGUUCAGAUUUGUAAUCAGUGACCGAAGAAACCCCCCCCCCCAUACCCAGUUCAAACUAAAUCCGUUUAGUAGAUUUGAUGUGCCCCUGAAAGGGUUGAAUGGAAUCCACCCUUUUUGAGACACGGCUUAAAGUUGAGAUAAAAAUCUGUAAAAGAUAGUCAAUUAUUUUUUAAUUAUCUGGAGCCGAUUUCGGGGGCGAGCCGGUCGAAAUUCAAAAAUGACCUUUUCAAGGACUACCCUAGACUAUAUAUAUAUAUAUAUAUUUGGGUAUACGUACAUUUGUUUAUAUGUAUACAUAUUUGUGUACGCAUAAACGGAUGUAUUAUGCAAUUAUACCUGUGCUAUACGUAUAUUAUAUAUAUGUAAUAAUAGAUAGUAUGUAAUAUAAUAAUACCUAAUAUCUACUAUAUCAACGUUUUUACGAUCGAAUAUCCAUGUAAUAUCUACUAUAUAUGUAUAUAAUUGUACGAAAAAUCUCCUAUCCUAUUCAUUUACCGGGUGUCCUAUAUUAAAAAACGCGUCAAGAUAUUUUGCAAGGUACGCGACGUAGAAGAAAUAUCAAAUGGUUUUGUGUUUGAACAAAAUAUUUCUUUUCUACCCUCUCAUAAUCGAAGGUUUUCAUCAAAACAGUCGAAUAUUUUCAAAUUUCAACAUUUCAACUCUUCUUGAACCAGUAAAUAUUACGUUACGAUUUUCUAGCGUAAAGCUUGAUUUUUCGAAUACUUAUUUUUGGCAGUUCCCUCGAAAUUUUUCAAUUUUGAUCCGAACAAUUUAUUUACGUCUUCUUUAGUACCGAACUAUUUCAAUGGCUAAUUCGAAAUGGGGCACCUUGUAUGUACAAAUUUAUGUACAUAAUAUAUCUAAUAGCUAUUAAAGUGCCUGUAUAAUAUAAAUGUUUGGAUCCGUGCGUGAGGCUGCAGAGAAUAUAUUUGAAUUUGAAAAAAAAAAAGAAAUACGAAAUUCAAUAAAGUUUCAUUACCGUAUAAAACAUAAUUGGUAAUCAGUAUGUAAUUGAAAGAAUAUUGCAGUCAAUGUUCCGUAUACCUAUAUCUGUGUAAUAUAUUGCAUUGAACUGUGAAAUAUGGAGAGAUGUAACAAUGUAGACUUUAAACUUAUAGGUAUUUAUCUUAGGUAAACAUAACUAUCCUUUUCACAAAAAAUGUCUUAACCGUAAUUGUAUCUAUAAUAUCAUUAAAUUCGUAAAGUUUCUGUACGACUUCAGCCGCGCGCAUGCGCACAUAAUUGUAUAUGUACAACGGAUAUUACGUGUAAUUUGUACAGCUACCCCAGACAACCAACGCAAAGACGUCCAAAAAAUUCGUGGUUUGUAGUCUUGUUUGUAAAGAUAUCCGAUAGUGAGUCGUCUUAUUUCUAAACGUCUGACCUUUAGGAGUUGUUCUCAGUCAUUUUUUCGAUGAGCGUCUCUUAGGCGUAAUUUAGGCGUCGAUAUGCUUAAGACGUCUGAAGUGCGUCCAAAAUUAGACACUUUUCAGGCGUCGAAUUACAGCCAUAACCAGAAAAGCGAGAUACAACGUCUAAAUGACGUUGAUUAGGCAGCAAACGUCCGUGUAACUAUUUACUGAAUACGUCCUAUAUCAUUAGAAACGCGACAGAAAUGAUAAUUUUUUGAAAUUAUGUGCAAUGUAAGAAGGUGUGAAACAAAACAGAAACUGCGGAGCUGAAAGUUUAACAGGGUGCUCUUAAGUACGCAGAAACCACCCGUCCUAUUAUGAAAGCGUAUCAUAUAGAAUUAUUACUAACUAUUGUACAAUACAUGAACAUGUUACGAUGACAGUCUAGUUGUUUGUAUGCCUAUGUAUGCUGUGUCAUAGAUUUGCGAAGAAAAAGAAACAUUUUUGUAUCUCUGUGACGUAAUAGUGUAUUUUAAUUUUUUGCUACUCGCUUUACUUCUUGUCUCUUUAUGAUUCUUCUUGUUUUCAUUAAUUAUUAAUUUAUCAUUCGACAAAAUAUCCAUGACAUACAUAUGUAUGAUACAUCGGUAUAACAUAUUAUGAUGAUCAAGAUUACGAGCGUAUAAUUCGCUUAAUGUGAAAUAAAGAAGAAAGUCAGUUGAUUACCAUCCUCCUUAUAUUAUGCCGUAUAUUAUGUACGAGCUGCAGCGUACAAAUACCCACACCAUAUGAUCGACGUUAACCAUAGAAAUAACAAUAAUAAUUGAAAAAAACUACCAUAGUAUACUUAUAAAUAUGUAUUAUAUAACAAGAAGGAAUAAAAUUUGAAAGUAUAUUAUACAAGUAAUACAUAUGUGUACGUAUGUGCACAUGCUAAAUAACGUUAUGCUAUUUUAUAAAAAAAAAAAAUAAUGAUAACAACUCGUAAAACAGGAAAAGAAAAUGCUUAAA
Neodiprion fabricii is the source of this 9779-nucleotide messenger RNA. RefSeq names its product nuclear receptor subfamily 4 group A member 2 (gene Hr38). Bases 1165 to 3546 code for a protein of 793 amino acids. The record is from RefSeq and is a predicted model, not a curated record. The transcript is spliced from 8 exons. Gene Ontology annotation, biological process: cellular response to corticotropin-releasing hormone stimulus; regulation of transcription by RNA polymerase II. Gene Ontology annotation, cellular component: transcription regulator complex; nucleus. Gene Ontology annotation, molecular function: RNA polymerase II cis-regulatory region sequence-specific DNA binding; nuclear receptor activity; zinc ion binding. NCBI's taxonomy places the organism in Eukaryota, Metazoa, Arthropoda, Insecta, Hymenoptera, Diprionidae.